This is a messenger RNA of Sphaerodactylus townsendi, 1053 nucleotides long. Its product is annotated as tyrosine-protein kinase ZAP-70-like. Gene Ontology annotation, molecular function: ATP binding; transmembrane receptor protein tyrosine kinase activity. The coding region runs from base 1 to 1038 and encodes 345 amino acids. Gene Ontology annotation, cellular component: signaling receptor complex. The transcript has 8 exons. Lineage: Eukaryota; Metazoa; Chordata; Lepidosauria; Squamata; Sphaerodactylidae. The record is from RefSeq and is a predicted model, not a curated record. Gene Ontology annotation, biological process: cell surface receptor protein tyrosine kinase signaling pathway; protein phosphorylation; multicellular organism development.
AUGGCCAAAGUCUCCCGUUUUUAUAGGAUAAAGACAGGUUACAUCAAAAGUACCAUUGGAAAGAAUUACACCCAAAUCAAGUUCAAGAUCCAACAGUUGUAUAGAGAGGUGGACUUUGGGGUCACCAUCUCCAGGUUGGAGAUUUUGUGGGUGGAGCCUGAGGAGGGCAGACUUUGGGGAGAAGAUGGAAGUCAAUGGUGCAAUGCCGUGGAGUCCACCUUCAAAAGAAACUUUGGGUGCGUCAGGAAAGGCGUUUAUAAAAUGAGAAAGAAGCAAAUAGAUGUGGCCAUCAAGAUGCUGAAAAGUGAAAACCAGAAGGCAGCCAGAGAUGACAUGAUGCAGGAGGCUUACAUCAUGCACCAGCUGGACAAUCCCUACAUCGUUCGGGUGAUCGGUGUUUGUGAGGCCGAAGCUCUGAUGCUAGUGAUGGAGAUGGCUCCCGGUGGACCACUCAACAAGUUCUUGCAUUCAAAGCGGGACGAGGUACCUGUGAAUAACGUGGUGGAGCUGAUGCACCAGGUGGCGAUUGGCAUGAAGUACCUGGAAGAGAGGAACUUUGUCCACAGAGACCUGGCCGCCCGGAACGUCCUUCUCGUCAAUCAGCACUAUGCCAAGAUCAGCGACUUUGGGCUUUCCAAGGCUUUAGCAGUGGAUGACAGCUACUACUUGGCUAAGACAACUGGGAAAUGGCCGCUGAAGUGGUAUGCCCCAGAGUGCAUCCUUUUCCGCAAGUUUUCCAGCAAAGGUGACGUCUGGAGCUAUGGGGUGACCAUGUGGGAGGCCUUCACCUAUGGCCAGAAACCGUACAAGAAAAUGAAAGGCCCCGAGGUCAUUGCCUUCAUUGAGGAAGGGAAGCGGAUGGAAUGCCCCCCCAAAUGCCCUCCUGAGAUGUACAAACUGAUGUGCCAAUGUUGGACCUUCAAGUUGGAAGACCGUCCAGAUUUUGCCACCGUGGAGACCCUCAUCCGCACCUAUUACUACAGCAUCGCUGCUAGAACUGAAGAAGUGCCUGAGAUGGUCAGCCAGACAUCAGCUUAGCUCCAAUGAGCUGGC